Molecule: messenger RNA, 1563 nt
Organism: Zea mays
Lineage: Eukaryota; Viridiplantae; Streptophyta; Magnoliopsida; Poales; Poaceae
Source: RefSeq
CGGCAAAGAGGGUAAUGACUGUAACAGUUUUCAGCACUGAUGGUAGCAGAGAACCAUGCUCGUAUGACGUCAGUGUGCCAAAAUUUGGGACUCUGAGUGAUCUUGUUCAGGCUUUAAGCAUUGUUUGCCUACUUGGAGAUGAUGAGAUCCUGCUGGUUACAGAGGUCUAUAAUAACUGCAUCAUCCGAUACUUGGAGGAGCCUUCAGAUUCAGUUUCAUUGCUGAGGGAUGGAGAUAAACUAGCAGCAUACCGUCUACCCAAAAGACAUGAGAAAUCCCCCCUUGUGGUUUUUACACACCAACAUUUUGUCCAGCAUUCUAGUGAUGGUAAUUUAACUCCACAAAUGAGGGAGUUUGAGGCCCCACUUUUGGCAGCACUUCCAGAGGAAAUUAGUGGAUUAUCUCUUCAGGAUAUCUACCUAAAGUUGUUGAGUCCAUUUCAACUUUCCAACGGGGCUAGUUCGCUUAAUGAUUGUAUGGAGUCUAAUAGUGACUCCGUCGAUACGCCUUCUGAUUCAGGCAGUAUCAAUUUUCAGAACAGCCAAUUGGAAGAUGGCCCUGAAAGCAACCACUGUAGUGCUAGUGAAUGUGAAGUAACAAAAGGACCUGAUGAUUUAUACGAUGGGGUUUCUGGUUCUAACAAGGAAGCACAUAUGGACUUCGAAUUUUAUUUAAAAAGUGAAAGGGGCGAGGGCCAGCAACAGAAGAUAGAAAUUAAUGAGCUCCAUUUAUUAUUGGAGACAGCACCAAGCCGGUUGCAUGUGAAUGUCCACUGGCUACAGAAUGCUUCAAGAAAAUAUGCCACCUCAAUGCUGAACAAUCUACCUGAGAUCCACAAGCUCGAGCUUAUCCCGAAAGGAACUGAAGAUUCUGUUGCACUACAUGGUUGUCUGGAAGCCUUUCUAAAAGAGGAACCGUUGGGGCCGGAGGACAUGUGGUAUUGCCCGCGCUGCAAGAAGCAUCAGCAAGCGAUGAAGAAACUGGAUCUGUGGAGGCUGCCCGAGGUUCUGGUGAUCCACCUCAAACGGUUCUCCUACACCCAGUUCACAAGGAACAAGCUGGAGACGUUCGUCGACUUCCCCUAUGAGCGAGGACAGCAUAAAGACCCCGGCUGCCUAUGUUCUGUUCUACAGACGAGAGUGACUGACUGGGGAUUGAAGCGCAUUUUUCUGCAGGUGGGUUUUGGUCGGCAAUCCAGAGCAGACUGCCUCCCUACACAGUUUGCUGCUUCAGGCGUGUCUGAGUUUUCUAACGUUUCGGCAUUUGAAUCUCUCAAGCCAUACUGACGCCUACCGGUGAUACAACAACAUUAUGUACAGAUUCAUCUGCCAACAGGAGAGAGAGAGAGAGAGAGAGAGAGAGAGAGAGAGAGAGAGAGAGAGAGAGAGAGAGAGAGAGAGAGAGACCUAGCUCAGUGCAAUAUUCUUUUUUUCGCAUCAGCUCACAGUAUUCUUAUAUGGGUAGUACAUGGACCCCACCCACCCGCACACACCAACAUUGUAAUUCCUCCGACUUCAACCGGUGAUCACAUCACAUUCACCAUUAAAGAAAGGGUCAAUAGAC